Molecule: messenger RNA, 1027 nt
Organism: Helianthus annuus (common sunflower)
Lineage: Eukaryota; Viridiplantae; Streptophyta; Magnoliopsida; Asterales; Asteraceae
Product: 40S ribosomal protein S6
Exons: 5
Coding region: 94-843 (249 amino acids)
Biological process (GO): translation
Cellular component (GO): ribosome
Molecular function (GO): structural constituent of ribosome
Source: RefSeq, a predicted model, not a curated record
CCUGAGAAAAGAGUGGAGUAUAAUUGAACAACCGGUGAGCGUAAACCCUAGUUUUUGUUAAAUCGCCGCUGCAGCUUCAAGGAUCCGGUGAAAAUGAAGUUCAAUAUCGCGAAUCCCACCACUGGAUGCCAGAAGAAGCUCGAGAUUGACGAUGAUCAGAAGCUCCGAGCAUUCUAUGACAAGAGGAUCUCGCAAGAAGUUAGCGGAGAUGCUCUGGGAGAGGAAUUCAAAGGGUAUGUUUUCAAAAUCAUGGGCGGCUGUGACAAACAGGGGUUCCCAAUGAAACAAGGAGUUUUGACUCCAGGGCGUGUUCGUCUUCUGCUAGUAAGAGGAACCCCUUGUUUUCGUGGGUAUGGAAGGAGGAAUGGAGAAAGAAGGCGAAAGUCUGUUCGUGGGUGCAUUGUGAGCCAAGAUCUCUCGGUUUUAAAUCUGGUUAUUGUGAAAAAGGGCGAAAAUGAUCUUCCAGGCUUAACUGAUGUGGAGAAACCGAGAAUGAGAGGACCAAAACGGGCUUCAAAAAUCCGCAAACUUUUUAAUCUUUCUAAAGAAGAUGAUGUUAGAAAGUAUGUCAAUACAUACCGUAGAACCUUCACCAACAAAGCUGGGAAAGAGGUGAGUAAAGCGCCAAAAAUACAGAGAUUGGUAACGCCAUUGACAUUGCAACGGAAAAGAGCAAGAAUUGCAGACAAGAAGAAAAGAAUUGCAAAGGCUAAAUCUGAGGCUGCUGAAUAUCAGAAGCUUCUAGCCACAAGAUUGAAGGAGCAGCGAGAGAGGCGGAGCGAGAGCUUGGCAAAGAAGAGAUCCCGGCUUUCGGCUGCUUCUAAACCGUCAGUUGCAGCAUAAUAAUUUUAGUAGUAAUUUUUAAGACAGAUUUAUGAUUUAUUAUUUUUGACGGAUUCCUGUUUUAUAUGAAAUUUGAUGGUUUUUGGGAUGAUUUUGUAGUUGAAAUACAAGCUAGCUAGUAGGAUUGUCCUUUAAAUUCGUGGUUGACUUUGUUAUGUGAUGGUUGAUGCCAGUUUUGAAUCCA